This is a messenger RNA of Diuraphis noxia (Russian wheat aphid), 1882 nucleotides long. RefSeq lists its product as uncharacterized. Gene Ontology annotation, biological process: regulation of transcription by RNA polymerase II. Lineage: Eukaryota; Metazoa; Arthropoda; Insecta; Hemiptera; Aphididae. Gene Ontology annotation, cellular component: nucleus. The record is from RefSeq and is a predicted model, not a curated record. Gene Ontology annotation, molecular function: protein binding; DNA binding.
AUUGACGUCACGGGUCGCGAUUUUAUCAUAGUAUAAUGAAUUGUUUAUUUAUAAAUAAAAAAGUUAUUUAUUAACAUUGGAGAGCAAAGAGAGAAAAAGUCGAAAACCAGCAAGAAGAGAGAAAAAGAAUUUUCUUCUCGCAGGCACGACGAACGGCGCUGUUGUUUUCCGUAAUCCGUUUCUGGUUUCUCGCGCGCGCGCCGCUGCAGCUCUAUAGUCUAUUCCACUCUUGUAUUUGCCCGUCUGCCGUGUAUUUGCCGGCCCGUCUCUAAUCCGUCUCCCAUUCUGCCGUCGUCGUCGUCGUCGUCUUCUCAGUUCCGGAUCUUCAUCGCCACACUACGCGAUACGAAGACUUCCUGGAGGCUGCUUACCUACCCAUACUGACCGCUGUGGUCGCUUAAACGUUUUCGUUUGUGACACACUAGUGUUCCCGAGGCCUAAGGUUCAAACAAUGGCCGAUCAGAGGUUCUGUUUGCGGUGGAACAACCACCAGCCUAACCUGGUCAACGUCAUGACGGGCCUGUUGAACAGCGAGAUGUUUGUGGACGCCACAAUCGCCGCCGAAGGCCGGAAAAUACAAGUGCACAAAGUCGUGUUGUCUGCAUGCAGCAGUUAUUUUCAAAUGCUUUUCAAUGAAACACCUUGUCAACAUCCAAUAAUCAUCAUCAAAGACAUGUCUUAUAAUCAUUUAAAAACAUUAAUUGAAUUUAUGUAUUAUGGCGAAGUUAACAUCUCUCAAGAUCAACUCCCAAUUAUUUUAAAAGCAGCAGAAAGCUUACAAAUAAAAGGGUUGACAGAGAAAACCAUGUUUCCAUUUGCUACAACACGACAUGCAGAAACUGAAUAUAGUUUGUUAUCACCCUCGGCAAAACGAAAAAAAAUGCAUCUCAUGAAAACAUCCAGUGAUAAAUCUGAACAUAACAGUUCUAUCGAAGAUAUAUCAGUAACUGAACAAGAUAAUAUGUCAACUAGAUCUCAACCUACAUCACAAGGACAAGAAACAUCAAAACCUAUUAGUAGUGUAAGCAAACAAUCUUCUACAGAUAAUCAUUCAACAAUUGUUCAUCACAAACCAGAAGGUUGGUCGUUUUUGGAGCAGCUCUCUGAUUGCCCGCCUCACAGUGUCUACGCCAUACCCAAAGCCAAAGCAGUAUCCAAACCAGAGAAUAAAGUACGCAAAAAACGAGAACCCGGCAUACGGGAGAGUGAUCGUUUUAAAGAAGCUCUUGAAGCUGUACGUGUGGGCCGUAUGGGAUUUUGUCGUGCUGCUCAAGAGUAUGGAAUAAAUAACCGUACCUUGUGGCUCGAGUACAAAAAAAAAGGUUAUCCUGUUCAUCGAAAAGGUCAGUCUUCAUCGUCUAUUCCAGUACCCUCGCCAGCAUCAUCAAUCAAUGGUCAAUCAUCGGAACAAGUGUAUCAAGCACCACUGUAUGAACCUUCAACAUCUCAAACUUCGGCAGUUGAUCAUCCUGCUUAUGUUUCACAAAUGUAUUCACAGCCUCUGACAGUGAUUAACCCAUGCUAUUAUUCUUCACCAGCACCUUCAAUAUUUUCAACAGACAACCAUACAUAAAUAACUGAUUAAUUUAAUUAUUAAAAAAUCAUAUUUUUAUUUUGUUUCCUUUUAUUUUAGUUGAUAAUUUCACUCAUGCUGGUUUGCACAAAUAGUUUAUAAUUAUAAUUUAACGAUUCAUUAAUAUUUGAUGACACAUCACAGUCAUCACAGUUCAUUUUUUAUUAUGUUUAAGGGAUUGUUAAGUAUUUAAUGACUCGUUAAACCUCUGAAACAGAUGAUUGUGCAAUCUGGUGUUAAACUUAAAUUAUUUAUUUGUAUAGAAAUUAAAAUUAUAAUAUAUUAUUAGGUUUAAUUUGAUUUGUAUAA